CUUAGCUGUCAAGUCAGAAAAAGCUGAUGAAAUUUUAGUAAUUUGAAAUUUCUGCAAUUUUUUAGGGAUAUUUCGGAAUAUAUUGCUGAGUUUGCUGCGAAAUUACGAGUUACAUAAUUAAUCAUGGCUGAAGAUGAUGCGAUAUUUGACCCUUCAUUGAUGAAGAAGAAGAAAAAGAAGAAGACUCCAUUUGACCUCGAUGGUGCACUUGGGGUUGAUGACGGUGAUGUUGAAACACCCACUACCGGCGAUGGUUCUCUACCACUGGACAGUAACAAUGCGAUAGGAUUGGAUGGAGUCACCGCAAACGAUUUGGAUGAUAAUUUAGACCUCGAAAGUUUCGGCAAGAAAAAGAAAAAAAAGAAGAAGCCGUUUAAUCUGGAUGAGCUGGAUACUGCUCUUGCGGUUGCUUCCGAGGGAAAAACCGAGAGCGAAAAAGAAGGCAAGGAAGCUGGAAAAAUGGAUGAUGCCGAUGGAGCCGUUUUCAGUAUUGGCGAUGAUGGACUGGAUGACGAUGAUAUGAAGAUCGAUUUCAGCAUGAAAAAGAAAAAGAAGAAGAAGAAGGAUCUUACGGAACUGAUGGAGGCAGAGGAAGCUGCUCGCGAAGAGGAAAAGGAGAAUGUGGAUGAACACAGUACGACAUGGGCUGGCUCUGAUCGUGAUUACACAUAUGACGAGCUAUUGCAGCGUGUUUUCGAAAUCAUUCUGGACAAGAAUCCUGAUAUGGCCGGUGGACGAAAGCCUAAAUUUGUCAUGCGUCCCCCUCAGGUGCUGCGCGUUGGCACGAAAAAGACUUCAUUUGCUAACUUUACUGAAAUAUGCAAAACUUUGCAUCGUCAGCCGAAACAUUUACUAGACUUUUUGUUAGCCGAAUUGGGAACCAGCGGUUCGGUGGACGGCAAUUCGCAGCUCAUCAUCAAGGGUCGAUUCCAGCCGAAGCAGAUCGAGAACGUUUUGCGACGGUACAUCAAGGAGUAUGUAACAUGCCACACCUGCCGUUCGCCUGAAACUCUUCUCCAGAAGGACACACGUCUAUUCUUCCUGCAGUGCGAAUCAUGUGGGUCACGCUGUUCAGUGGCUAGUAUUAAAUCUGGUUUCCAGGCCGUUACUAGCAAGCGAGCGGCUAUUAGAGCGAAAACGGCUUAAACUUGAUUCUUGUUUUUGGUUGCUUAACUGUACCGCUCAGUUGUUUAUGACCAACGUUUAGUUCCGUGUAUCUACGACAUUCAUAAGGUGAAAAACAGAAUAGAAUGGGAUUUGCAAAAAAAAAAAACUAGUUUAAAGUUUAUCUCGAUCACGCGUUAUAUUCUUUUGUGCUGGAAUGAUACUUUUUUUUAGAAUAUGUGCGCGGAAAUAUACAUCAAAAUUACUCAAUUUUAUAAACUUCUUAUCAGCGUAAUUAAAUGCACUUGAAAAUA
Sabethes cyaneus is the source of this 1418-nucleotide messenger RNA. RefSeq names its product eukaryotic translation initiation factor 2 subunit 2 (gene eIF2beta). Gene Ontology annotation, cellular component: eukaryotic translation initiation factor 2 complex. The record is from RefSeq and is a predicted model, not a curated record. Gene Ontology annotation, molecular function: translation initiation factor activity; mRNA binding; translation initiation factor binding. NCBI's taxonomy places the organism in Eukaryota, Metazoa, Arthropoda, Insecta, Diptera, Culicidae. The transcript has 3 exons. Gene Ontology annotation, biological process: formation of cytoplasmic translation initiation complex; translational initiation; formation of translation preinitiation complex. Bases 124 to 1146 code for a protein of 340 amino acids.